Drosophila ficusphila is the source of this 851-nucleotide messenger RNA. Its product is annotated as zinc finger protein 317. Bases 56 to 811 code for a protein of 251 amino acids. Lineage: Eukaryota; Metazoa; Arthropoda; Insecta; Diptera; Drosophilidae. Gene Ontology annotation, cellular component: chromosome. Gene Ontology annotation, molecular function: chromatin insulator sequence binding. Gene Ontology annotation, biological process: regulation of transcription by RNA polymerase II. The record is from RefSeq and is a predicted model, not a curated record. The transcript has a single exon.
GCGACUUUCCCACUUGCCUUCUCCCAUUCUUCCUGGCAAAACAAACUGCAUUAUCAUGACAAGUGCUGACGAUAGGAUUUCUGUGGAUCUGGAACCGGCUACUCUGCUGUCAGUGAAAGAGGAGAACGGAAUCGUUACCAGGGUGUACAUCGCCCCCUGUUCCAGGCCGAGAACUAAGAAGGCUCAGGCUUUUCCCGAGGAAACAACUCUGCUUUUCCACUGUUCGUAUUGUGGCAAUGGCAUUCGCACGGCCGGCGCUUUCAAGGUGCAUUUGCUGGCCUGCCAGCGACGUUCUGAAAGAAUGCGAGAGAGCGGAAUAGUAAUGCCACAGCUGCGGUGCAACGUGUGCAACAAAAACUUCGCUUCCGUGGAGUCCCUAGUCAGCCAUAGACUUCGCCACAGCUAUUUUCAAACGAAACAAAAGUGCGCAGUCUGCGAUGUAAGCUUCGAUACGGAACCCGAGUAUCGCGCUCACUUGGAGAGUCAUCUGAGGUCCAAAAAGAACAGGGGAUCCAAUUCGUCGGUCACCAAGAUCUUCAACUGCUUCUUCUGUCAAAAGCCGUUCUUGGCCAGCUUUCAACCCGGUCAAGUGACCCGUCGGUACGGCUGCGAUGAUUGCAUCCAGAAACUCAAGACCAAGGAGGCGGAGAAGGAAGAAACCAAGCCUGUCAAUAGAAAGCCCGAUUAUAUGUGCGAUCGCUGCGGGCGAAGGUACAAAUACGAGGGUUUUCUCAACCGUCAUUUAAAUGGAUGUAAAGGGGCUCCCAAGCUCCACGGAAUACGCAAAGCUAAAAACAAAAAAGACAGCUAACAUUUAAUAAAUUUUUGUUUUAUGAAUUUUUUUAUUAUAC